This is a messenger RNA of Perognathus longimembris pacificus (Pacific pocket mouse), 2257 nucleotides long. It is a transcript of the gene Cds1, whose product is annotated as CDP-diacylglycerol synthase 1. The transcript is spliced from 13 exons. Gene Ontology annotation, cellular component: endoplasmic reticulum membrane. NCBI's taxonomy places the organism in Eukaryota, Metazoa, Chordata, Mammalia, Rodentia, Heteromyidae. Bases 442 to 1833 code for a protein of 463 amino acids. The record is from RefSeq and is a predicted model, not a curated record. Gene Ontology annotation, molecular function: phosphatidate cytidylyltransferase activity.
CGGCACCUGCGGUCUCCCGAGUCGCGUCCGAGAGGCGGGGCGCCCCGCGGAGCGCUGGGGCGGGUCGGGCUUCCUCGCGUCCAGCCCUGCCCUCCGCCCCCUCCCGCCCUCCUCCUCGCCCUCCCACCCGGGCCUCUGCGUGGAGACGCGCACCUGGCAACCGGCGGCCGCGCCGCGUCUCCGGCUUCUGGGCUCCGGCAGGAGCGCCCCGCGGCGGCCCCGCACCCGGCGGCGGCCCCCGGCGCCGCGCUCUCCGGAGACGGCCUCGAGCGCUCGCUCGUUGCUGCCGUUUUGGGGGUGACCCGGCGCGGCCGGGGCUCCAUGCGGACGGGGUGUUAGUGCCCGCGGCUCCUCCGAAGGGCGGGCAGCCGGCCGGACCCCGCGCGCGGCUCGGGUUUCGGGGCUUUGGACGAGGCCGCCACGGCGACGCGGGAGCGGGAGAUGCUGGAGCUGAGGCACCGGGGCAGCUGCCCCGGCCCCGGCCCCGGGCCAGCGGUGGCGCCGCCGCCCCGCGAGGGAGAGGCGGCCGGCGGCGACCACGAAACCGAGAGCACCAGCGACAAAGAAACAGAUAUUGAUGACAGAUAUGGAGAUUUGGAUUCCAGAGGUGAUUCUGAUCUUCCAGAAAGCCCACCAUCCUCAGAUAGAACCCCUGAGAUUCUCCAGAAAGCUUUAUCUGGUCUGUCAUCAAGGUGGAAAAACUGGUGGAUCCGUGGAAUUGUGACUCUAACUAUGAUUUCCCUAUUCUUCCUGAUCAUCUCCAUGGGAUCCUUUAUGCUGAUGCUGCUUGUUCUGGGCAUACAAGUGAAAUGCUUCCAUGAGAUUAUCACUAUAGGCUACAGAGUCUACCAUUCCUACGAUCUUCCGUGGUUUCGAACACUAAGCUGGUACUUUCUGCUGUGUGUAAACUACUUUUUCUAUGGAGAAACCGUAGCUGAUUACUUUGCUACAUUUGUGCAGAGAGAAGAACAACUUCAGUUCCUCAUUCGCUACCAUAGGUUUAUAUCAUUUGCACUCUAUCUGGCAGGUUUCUGCAUGUUUGUGCUGAGCUUGGUGAAGAAACACUAUCGACUGCAGUUUUAUAUGUUCGCAUGGACUCAUGUCACUUUACUGAUAAUCGUUACUCAGUCACAUCUUGUCAUCCAAAAUCUGUUUGAAGGCAUGAUAUGGUUCCUUGUUCCAAUAUCAAGUGUUAUCUGCAAUGACAUCACUGCUUACCUUUUUGGAUUUUUUUUUGGAAGAACUCCAUUAAUUAAGUUGUCUCCUAAAAAGACAUGGGAAGGAUUCAUUGGUGGUUUCUUUUCUACUGUCGUGUUCGGAUUCAUUGCUGCCUAUAUGUUAUCCAAAUACCAGUACUUUGUCUGCCCAGUGGAAUACAGAAGCGAUGUCAACUCCUUUGUUACAGAAUGUGAGCCUUCCGAACUCUUCCAGCUUCAGAGUUACUCCCUUCCUCCCUUCCUGCGGGCGGUGUUGAGAAGGGAGACCGUGAGUUUGUAUCCAUUCCAGAUACACAGCAUUGCCCUUUCAACGUUCGCAUCUUUAAUUGGCCCUUUCGGAGGCUUCUUUGCCAGUGGAUUCAAAAGAGCUUUCAAAAUCAAGGAUUUUGCAGACACCAUCCCUGGACAUGGAGGGAUAAUGGACAGAUUUGACUGUCAGUAUUUGAUGGCAACUUUCGUGCAUGUGUACAUCACAAGUUUCAUAAGGGGUCCAAAUCCCAGCAAAGUGCUACAGCAGUUGUUGGUGCUUCAACCAGAGCAGCAGCUAAAUAUAUAUAAAACUCUGAAGACCCACCUGAUUGAGAAAGGCAUUCUGCAGCCCACCCUGAAGGUGUAACUGGAUCCGAGCGGGUGGCCCGUGCGGACGGACCACUGCAGAGGGGACACACAGAAGAAGCCUGGCACCCGUACAGAACAGACGUGAAUGUUUCUUCGCUGAAAUUAAUGUGAAUAUUUAACAAGCACUUACCCGAUCUAACUUAUGAAACAAGUAGCAAAUUGCCAGCAAAAUAUCCUGUUCUUUUUCUGAGAUGAAUUUUCGAUGUUAACUUCCUUCCCCUGACCUGCUGGGUUUCGCAAUGGAAAAAGACUUGUGAUUUAGAGGCGAACACUAUAAAAUGAGGCUGUCUUGAGAUUGCACCUGGCAGUGGGAUCUUUUGAACAAAUAUUUACCUUGGCACUUGGAGCAGCCCUUUAAUUUUAGCAGAGUGUUUGCAUGUAAGGCACCUGAGGAAGUCCCUCCCCUGGGCUCCCCUCACCCC